AUGGAAACAACUCCUCGUCCACACCUCAAAUCACUUGCCCACCGCGGCAUAAUCCAAGGUGUCACCCUUUCAAUCCCUUCCCCUCACCCCCGAGACUUGUGUCACUAUUUCGGAGGUGUUCGCUACGGACUCGCUCCCUCGGAGCGUUGGCGUCGCGCCACUCCUAUCCCCGCAUCCUUCCAAUACGGUAGCAAAGAUGCGCCAGGUCGCUGCGAUGGCGGAGCAGGACUGUGUCCACAGCCGGGCUUUUUGAACCUAUCGCCUGAGAAUCCAGAUGCGUGGAAUGAGGAUUGUUUCCAGUGUAAUGUGUGGACACCUAUUGGCGAGCCGCCAGCAGAAGGGUGGCCUGUCUUUGUUUUCAUCCACGGAGGAUGGCUCCAAUUCGGCACACCCAAUUCCUUCAAUGCCGCCGCAUUGAUCGGCGACACGGACUUCAAGGCUGUUAUCGUGAUGCCUGCAUACCGAGUCAAUCUGUUCGGCUUCUUAUACUCCGCGGAGCUAGAGCAAGAUGCUGCCACCGCUGGUGAGACAGUUGGAAACCACGGAUUCUGGGAUCAACGAUUAGCCCUGGAAUGGAUCAAGGAGAACAUCAACCUAUUCGGAGGCAACCCAAACAACAUAACCAUCUCAGGAUAUUCCGCGGGCGCAAACUCCGUCUUCCACCAAUUGGCCUACGACCUCCGCCAACCUGCCGAGAAAUCCAUCGUCCGCCAGGCCUGCAUCUGGUCAAACAGCCCAGCCGUACAACCGAAGCGUCCAACCGAGACCCAAACCCAGUUCAACCAACUCCUAGCUGCACUGAAUAUCCCAACCUCACUCCCAGCAAAAGAGAAGAUCUCCCGCCUCCGCUCCCUCCCCGCACAGAAGCUCCUCGACGCCGUCAAAACCAUCGAAAUCCAUCAAUUCAGACCAACGACCGACGGAUCCUUCAUCUCGCCAUCUCUAUUCCAAUCCCUCGACAGCGGCGAUUUCGCGCGUAGCAUCCUAUCUCGCAACGUGCGCAUCAUCAUCGGCGAAUGCGCCGACGAGCGCUUCCUAUACAGCACCUGGUUCCCGCCAACGGCCAAUACUCUUUCCGCGCUGCGCACCCGUCUCAUUGCUGAUUACCCAGAACAUAUCGUCGACGGUGUCAUUGCACACUACUACCCAUCCGGAAAGCUGCCGAGCAAUUGUAAAGACUGGGUUGAUGAUGCGUGGGGGCGGAUUUAUGCUGAUAUGCAAGUGCAUCAGAUGCAGCGGGGGCUGGCGUAUGCGCUUACGCAUAAUGAGGGGGGCGUUGAUGCUUCUGGGCAAUUAUAUCGAUAUCGUAUUGAGUGGCGGGCGAAGUGUAUGGAUGACGCUAUGCCGGUUGAGUGGGGGGUUACUCAUUCUUCGGAUUAUCCUAUUUGGUUCUUUGGGAAUGGGAAGGUGUUGGAGGAGGGGGAGAAGGGGAUUAUCAAGGAGGCUUUCGUUGGUCCUUUGGCUCGGUUUGUUCAGAGAGCUGGGGACUUUGGAUGGGGUGCUUCUGGGGCUAGGUUGGUUCGGACGUUGCAAGGGGAUGGAAAUGUAGCGGUUCGGGAGGAUGGGGCUUGGGAGGAGGGUGUUAGGGUUUGGAAGCGGUUGAGAGAUGUUGAUAUUGGGAAGAAUGCGAGGUUGUAG
Molecule: messenger RNA, 1638 nt
Organism: Penicillium brevicompactum
Lineage: Eukaryota; Fungi; Ascomycota; Eurotiomycetes; Eurotiales; Aspergillaceae
Product: putative carboxylesterase
Exons: 2
Coding region: 1-1638 (545 amino acids)
Source: RefSeq, a predicted model, not a curated record